UUUUAGGGGUUUAGAUACCAUGGCGUCGUUGGCGAUGGCAUUCUCCUCCAGCUUCGAUGGAGCCGGCCGGGUCUCGAGGAUUUUGCGAUCGAGAUCGGCAGUAGAGCGCUCGAUCAGCGCCGCCAGGCCAUGCGGUAUGUCAAGCUCUAGUAUAAGGGGUCUGCAUUCUCACAAUGUAGCAAGAAUCUCGAGAAUCGCCGCGCGAAGAGAGGAAGAAGAAGAGCCGCAGGAAGAAGAAGAUUACGAGCUGCUGACGCUUGAGAAGCUGCGAGAACAGCGAAAUCUCAUGAACGAUAUCAUGAAGAGGAAAGUGAGGGUCUACAAGAAGAAAUUUAAGCGGCGAGAGGCCAGGGAGCAAGGCACUGUGGAAGAGCAAUUUGUGUCCACUUUCGAUAGGCUGGAGCCAUUCUUUGAGGACGAGAAGCCGUCGGAAGGUAUGAAGCAGCUGCUGGCAUUGGUGGAAUCAAGUCGAGCGUUUGACGAGCCUCCUCCGCCGAAGUACCAAGUUCCACAGUGGCUCCAAAACGCUGGUGUGAUCACAUUAUACGCACUCUUCUUAUACGUUGUGGUUUACGUAAAUGAAGUUCUCGACGACUAUGACGAGCGAAAGGCUCUUGAGAAGGAAGCUGCGAUGGCCGAUAAGGGCGAGGAUCUAGAGAAAGCUAAGAAGAGCAUGGAGAAGAGCCUAGAGAGCGAGUUUAACGUAGCGGCGGGGCGAGUUGGAACCACUGCGGAGAACCAAAGAAACGUACAGAAGGAGCCCAACGUGCUGGAGAGAUUCUCUCAGACCAUCCAGUUGUGGCUACGGUCUCUUUGGUUUAGCAUCCUCGGGAAGUGGAAAGGGCGAUCUUAGCAGAAUUGUAGCUUAGGACUGGACUCUCCUUUUGUUUUCUUAGAGUGCAUGUACAUUGACAGGGAAGAAUGCAAUCUUGUUCGCAUUUUCA
Selaginella moellendorffii is the source of this 944-nucleotide messenger RNA. RefSeq lists its product as uncharacterized. The coding region runs from base 20 to 853 and encodes 277 amino acids. The transcript has 4 exons. The record is from RefSeq and is a predicted model, not a curated record. NCBI's taxonomy places the organism in Eukaryota, Viridiplantae, Streptophyta, Lycopodiopsida, Selaginellales, Selaginellaceae.